AGGACAAACCCGCGAAAGCAACAGCCUGAAUCUGGUAGCCGUUCCAUUGAAGCUUCUUCCAUUUUUUUCCUUUUGCUUCCAAUUUCUCAACCCUUUUCCCCAAAUAUCCUAAUCCCGUCCCACCUCAAGCAAUCCCCACACCACCGCUGAAGUCAAACCGGAACGUUUUUUUCAACCCCCACAUUUCCCUUUUUCCUAAUUUCAUUCAUCUUCAUCACCCCCUUCUAAUUGCAAUUGCAGGUAUUAAUUGAUCUAAUCCUUACUUUUUACCUGCAAAUUUCAGUGGCAGCAUGAGGCCGGGAGCUCAGAGCAUGGGAGAAUGUUCAAGUUCUACUUCAUUGAGCUCUCACCUGGACACUGACGAUGAUCGCAUGAUUGCUGUUGCAUUAUCGGAAGAGUAUGCUAAGUUAGAUGGUGCCGUUGCCAGACGCCUCUCCAACCUUGCCCCUAUUGCUCAUACUCCAAGGAUAAAUUUGUAUAUCCCCAACCAAAGUGAUGCCAGUUUGGAAUAUCAAAGGCUUCUUCAGAGGCUAAAUGUCUAUGGUUUGCAUGAAGUGAAGGUCUCUGGUGACGGAAAUUGUCAGUUUCGAGCACUUUCAGAUCAGAUGUACAAAUCACCUGAAUAUCACAAGCACGUGCGGAAAGACAUUGUAAAGCAGCUAAAGGACCACCGUUCUCUGUACGAAGGUUAUGUUCCAAUGAAGUUCAGUCGUUAUUACAAGAAAAUGGCAAAAUCUGGCGAAUGGGGGGACCAUGUAACCCUACAAGCAGCAGCUGAUAAGUUUGCAGCAAAGAUUUGCCUCCUGACGUCAUUCAGAGAUACUUGUUUCAUUGAAAUUGUUCCACAAUGUCAAACUCCAAAGCGUGAGCUCUGGUUAAGUUUCUGGUCUGAGGUUCACUACAAUUCACUUUAUGAAAUCCAAGACGCUCCAGUUCAACAAAAGCCAAGAAGAAAACAUUGGUUGUUCUAGGAAAACGGAUUGUUGUGAGUAUAGAUAGCAUCCUAGAUAUUUGAGUAUACUACAUUGCAAAAUUCUUAUUUUUUUAAAAGAAAAGAAAAAGAAAUUAUAUGAUUGUUAUAUAUAUAUUUCUUUUAAGUGUAUGUAAAUAGUUCAUUAUACAUAUAUUGGCUUGUAUUACUGCACUUAUGGAUCCAGUGAACUCUAUAAUAGAAUUAUAGUCUCAUGAUGAACUCAAAGAGUAGACUCUGGUGCAACUGUUCAAGUAGCAUAACUGAAUUCAGUUUAGCAUAUCCUACAGAGCAAGAAAUAUUUUAUUUGUAUUCAUGAAAUCUCAAACUUGACUCAAUUUUUGGUACUUUAUCACUCUCAUAGUUUUGUGGCAUAUAUAUUUAUUGGGUGAUGGGUAAUGGGUAAUGGGUAAUGGGUAAAGGAAAAUGGUUUUGGUGUUCUCAUUACAAAUUAAUAAGGGAAAAAUUAAGCAGAAAUGCAGAAAACAACCUAGAAAUGAGGUAAGCUCAGAGAGAGCAAACCAAUCCUGCUCAUUUCCAGUUGUUGGCAACAAUGUCAGCCAAAUCAACAAC
Benincasa hispida (wax gourd) is the source of this 1543-nucleotide messenger RNA. RefSeq names its product Cysteine proteinases superfamily protein. The record is from RefSeq and is a predicted model, not a curated record. Gene Ontology annotation, biological process: protein deubiquitination. NCBI's taxonomy places the organism in Eukaryota, Viridiplantae, Streptophyta, Magnoliopsida, Cucurbitales, Cucurbitaceae. Gene Ontology annotation, molecular function: cysteine-type deubiquitinase activity.